AUGAUAAACUCCAGACAAAACUAUCUGAACGCGAAGCGCUUUUCUGCGGAUCUGGCGCUCGAACACAUCAUACCACACAAUGUGUGCUUCUAUUUAAUUCCCCCCAUCGUGGAUCUUACGAUCGAUGAGUUUGAGAAGCUGGCGCUGGAACGGUUAAAGAUGCUGCGACUGCUAGAACAGGUGACGGCCAAAAACCCGAAAGUAUUUUCCGAAGCCUGGCGAGAGGAGGUCCUCGCCGAUGUUAACCAAGCAGGACUACGUACGUACGCCAAAUUGGCCCGGGGAAAUUUAAACGAUGAUGUAAGCAAAGCCGCUCGCCGCAGGGACUAUUUGUCACAUUUUAUACUACGGUUUGCGUACUGCCGGUCGGAAGAGCUGCGCAAAUGGUUUGUAGCACGGGAAAUGGAGCUGUUCAGGUUGAAGUUUGGUGCAUUAUCGUCGCGUGAUGUGAAAGAAUUCCUGGAGGUGUAUGAGCUGGACUACAAACCGCUGCCGGAUGAAGAAAAGCUGGAAAUUUCAGAACAACUGUGCGCCAGCACAUUCAACCUAACACGGCUGAAGAUCGAAACACAGGAUUUCUACGCGGUACGCUUCACCGAAGUGUUAAACCUGGUGCGCGAUCGAAAGUGUUUCCUGAAGGGUGGCACCGCUUACAUUACGCUGGAACACUUUGCACACGUAAUCGGGAAGAAGCACCAGCAGCUGAUCGAGGACGGCCUCAAGGGCCAUUUGCGUUUGCUGCCCACGCUGGAAAUCGAUGAACGGUUUUCGAUGCUGCUGAAAUCGAUUCAUACAUCGUACACGGGCAAGAACUAUACGGUCGCCAAAACGGGAGCAGUGCCGAUCGAGAGCCUCGAUCAGCUGUCGAAGAAAUCGUACGCUCUAUGUAUGCGCAACGUGCACGAUACGCUGCGUGCGACACAUCACCUCAAGCACGUCGGUCGGAUGCAGUACACGCUGUUCCUGAAAGCGAUCGGUGUUACGAUGGAGGAUGCGUUACGCUUCUGGCGUGAAGAGCUCACGCGCGGCAAGGUACCGAUCGAAAAGUUUGAGAAAGAGUACGCAUACUCCAUUCGGCAUAACUACGGCAAGGAGGGAUCGCGCAUCAAUUAUUCUCCAUUUUCCUGCAUGAAGGUGAUCACCACACCGAUCGGACCGGGUGAAACGCACGGUUGUCCGUUUAAAAAUCUCGAUCCGAGUACGCUGAAGAUGAAACUGACCGGGUACGGGCUAACGACACUGGAUGCGGAUGAGGUUACUGGGUAUGCGGCGAAGGGUCAUUAUCAGAUAGCGUGCGGGAAGUACUUUGAGCUGGUACACGAAACGAAGCUGGACGAGGGCAUUAAUCAUCCGAACCAGUACUUCGAACUCAGCCAGCUGACGAUGAAUGGCAAAGAACGUUCAAGGCAAGGACACGCACCGUCCAAAAACCGGAGUCAACCGAACAGCCAAUCGACACAGGAUGGUGGCUCGAGCUUUGUGAUUGAUACAAGCACACUAAACGGUGCGGAUGAAGAUUUGGAACUGUGGGAAAUUAUGGAAUCGAAGGACAAGGAGGCGGAUAACGAUGUUACGAUACGCGAGGACUCUGCACCGAGCGACGUCAAGAAGCAGCUUACUCCAAACCAAACCAAAUCGACCCAGGAAUGGGAAGAUGAUGAUUUCGAUAUGCUGGAGUUUAACGAGUAA
Messenger RNA from Anopheles marshallii, 1689 nucleotides. RefSeq names its product DNA primase large subunit (gene Prim2). The transcript has a single exon. Bases 1 to 1689 code for a protein of 562 amino acids. Gene Ontology annotation, biological process: DNA replication, synthesis of primer. Lineage: Eukaryota; Metazoa; Arthropoda; Insecta; Diptera; Culicidae. The record is from RefSeq and is a predicted model, not a curated record. Gene Ontology annotation, cellular component: alpha DNA polymerase:primase complex.